Messenger RNA from Ceraceosorus guamensis, 2434 nucleotides. RefSeq names its product ClpP/crotonase. Gene Ontology annotation, cellular component: mitochondrion. The transcript has 4 exons. Gene Ontology annotation, molecular function: 3-hydroxyisobutyryl-CoA hydrolase activity. NCBI's taxonomy places the organism in Eukaryota, Fungi, Basidiomycota, Exobasidiomycetes, Ceraceosorales, Ceraceosoraceae. Bases 193 to 2073 code for a protein of 626 amino acids. The record is from RefSeq and is a predicted model, not a curated record. Gene Ontology annotation, biological process: L-valine catabolic process.
CAACUCACGGAUCGUGGCUUGACGUGACGCUGGGUAUUGAGUCGUAGCACCAUCGUUCAACUUGCCCACACUGUGACUGCAUUCACAGACUUCACGCAAGCUUGACCAAUCAGCCUACCUGCCGAGCCCCUUUUUGUCCUGCUCAGCUUGCCUUUACUGGUGCCUGAUUGAGAGCGGACAUUUGGCAAGGCCAUGUUCGCACAGGCUGGACAACCAUCCUUCGCACGUCUCGCACGACCGGCCCUGCAACGUCACUGCAACACCCUCCUCUCGGCUCGGGUCCAAGCAUCAUCCGCGGCUCGCCACGCCAAUCUCAAACUGAUCAGCACAUCGACGCCACACAUGUCUCGAAGGCUCUCCCAGAUCUCUUCGCACCUCUCCGGCAACCCGCGAGGUCCGCCAGCUAUGCAAGCCUUUGGCGCCCCUGGUGGGAGGGGAAGGAGCGCCUCCUCCUCUUCCCACCCGAGCUCAGCCGGCGCUGCUGUGGCAAAGCAGGCCGCUACAGCGAGCAGAACUGGAGGCGGGGAAUCGGGGAAGGAGCCGAAAGUACAGCAACUAAGCGAAGGCCCGCUUCGGACCAUCGUCCUCAACCGGCCGAAAGCGCUCAACGCCCUCGACCUUGACAUGGUCACGCUGAUUGGCGAGGCUCUGCACACCAUCUCCAAGACGGAUGCGCCGAUCAUCUUGCUGCGCGGGGUAGGCCGGGGUCUCUGCUCUGGUGGAGACGUCAAGAGCGUCGUCGAAGCUGCGGCUUCGCAGGACCCCAACGUGCGGGCUCAAGCGCUCACGUUCUUCAAAGCCGAGUUCGAGGUCGACUUUGCUAUUGCUACGCUGCAAAAGCGCACCAACAAGACUUUCGUGUCCGUCAUGGACGGCAUCACCAUGGGAGGCGGAGUUGGUCUCUCGGUUCACGCACCCAUUCGCAUUGCCACGGAAAACACACGAUUUGCCAUGCCCGAGACUGGCAUUGGGUACUGGCCGGAUGUGGGUGUGACAAGGGUACUUUCUCGACUGGACGGUCGCGUCGGCUACUACCUCGGCACGACUGGCACCCAAAUAUCUGGCGAGGAAGCAUAUCUGGCUGGACUGGCGACGCACUUCAUUCCAAAACGCCUCCUAUCUGAAGCGCUGGACCGGCUGCGCACUCUCCCCAUCAAUGCCACCACUGAACAGGUCGCGCGUGCAUUGACAGAGUACACUGUCGAUCCGUUCGCCGCCUCGGACAACGAGAAGGGUCCUCAAAUUUUUGCUGACACGCCCCUCGUUGGCGCUAGACGCGUUGCCCUUGAUCACGUCUUCGGCCUCGAGAAGGCUGAGCAAAUCUUCGCAGCACUGGCAGAGCUUUCGAAUGGCUCGGACGACACUCAAACGGCGAAACAGCUCAUCGGCCUUGGCGUGACGUCGGUGUCCGGCGCAGUAGCUCAAUGGGCUCAGAAGACGCUCGAGACGUUGCAGUCCAAGUCACCGCGGAGCAUCAAGGUCUCCCUCAAGGCGAUCACUGCCGCACGCCGUCUAGACAUCGCCGAGGCCUUUCGUUUCGACAUGCGACUCGCUACUGCAUUCUGCGACCUGUCUGCCGGUCGUGAUUUCCACACCGGGGUCACUCACGUCCUCACGAAAGAUCCGAACACGGGCAAACGUCGCGAAGGAAGAGCAGCUUGGGAUCCUUCGGAUCUUGAGAGUGUGAAGGAUGAGCACGUCAAUGACCUCUUUUUUGGAAACGAGGCGCAAGCAAGAAAGGCCGGACUCAAGAUCGACGUGCCUUUCUUGAGCGGGCUGCCACAGCCCAAGACUUUCCCAUCCGAGAAGGACCGAGCUGCGCACGAGGCCAAAAUCCGAGGCGUCGGUCCUCUGGCUUGGGAGCCGGCGCACAAUCAGUACGCCCUUCCAUCUGAGGCCGAAGUUGCCGCUCUGAUUCAAGGAGCGCAUCCAGCAGCGGGUGCCACUCAGCUCGAGCCGUCGGAGAUCAUCACUAUUCUGGAGUCAAAGACUGGCGACAGGCGCGGUGUUGAAAGGAAGGUCAGCGAGUUCUUUGAGCGAGUGCAAGCUAGGGCAGCCGCCGCUCAACAGUAAUCAUCCAGGUCGCUCGAUCAGAGCCAGAAGAGAUGCGCGGGAGGUGGGAGAAGCGGGGAGUGCGACAUAAAUUUACACGGAGACAAGAAGCAGAAAUGGCAUGUUCUGGGUCGAAAGGCUGCUCGUACCACUACUGCUGUCUAUCACAAAACGCUCCCAGUUGGUGUGCAGGGGUCCGUGACAAUGUGUUUGGCGCAUAGCCUCAGACCUCGCGUAAGGCCGAUCCAUUGUGACUCAAUUGCUUCGCAUCGGAUCAGCGCUCCUCUGUAUGGCCCAAGGUGCACAUAAAGUCGUGCUUCACUCUGCUUGUGCAGCGUUUGUAUCUUGCGUCUUUUGCUGUCGUGGUCAGGUCAAUCGGGGG